This is a messenger RNA of Danaus plexippus (monarch butterfly), 677 nucleotides long. RefSeq lists its product as uncharacterized. The coding region runs from base 49 to 588 and encodes 179 amino acids. The record is from RefSeq and is a predicted model, not a curated record. The transcript is spliced from 2 exons. Lineage: Eukaryota; Metazoa; Arthropoda; Insecta; Lepidoptera; Nymphalidae.
GAAUGGUUUUAUUUAGAUUUCUAUAGAUUCUAACUGAGUAUAGAAAAGAUGGAAGAAGAAGAUGAAUUCUUCAUUAUUCCUAAGAUUGAAAAUCCCCCAAUUUGUAAAUGUUUUCUAAUUGACAACAGUGAUUUGACUCAAUCUGUGAGUGAAGAAAUACAAAUACCUGAGCGGAAAGAGCAAGUCUUGAGUACUGUUAGCCGAACCGAGAACUAUCUAAGAGAACGUCGAAUUCCAGAACUAAUUCGCUUCUUGUUUACACAAGUUAUAUCUCAUGCUCCUCAUAAACCUUUAGCCUUUUUAGAAAAAUUACUAGAUGAUUGUAUGCUUUUCCGUGCUGGUCUAGGCGUAGCCCCAGUUUUAUAUGAACAAAGGCACCUUGAGGCUGUAAUAAAGAGUUUUGAUCCUGGACAAAGGGGCUGGUUAAGUGCUGGGCAAGUUCGCCGUCUUUAUACUACAUUAGGUUUCACGUCUGAAGAGUAUCAUGAUGAUAGAAUAUAUUGUGAUGAAUUACUAAAUAAUCUCAUACGAGUACAAGAACACGAUUUGUUACAACUUUUAGCUGCUGGAAUUUCAAAACCUGAAUGAAAUAUGGUCCAGAUGUUUUGAAUACUGACUAUUGUAAUGUAAUUGAAUACAUUCCACUAAGAAUAAGUUCAAUCUUUUUACUUGACUGA